Molecule: messenger RNA, 1435 nt
Organism: Alternaria alternata
Lineage: Eukaryota; Fungi; Ascomycota; Dothideomycetes; Pleosporales; Pleosporaceae
Exons: 1
Coding region: 426-1196 (256 amino acids)
Source: RefSeq, a predicted model, not a curated record
CCUUCACUCUCUGCGAGUCUUCGCAUAUUUCACACAGCUCACUCAAGAUCACCUUGUUUGGCAUGGCACUCGCCACGUAUCUGGUUUCUCUGUACGGGCCAGGGAGGCCUGAGGAUACCGCUUGACGAUGCUACGCGCUUACUUCGUGUGCCUGGAAUUGUUCGCUGAAUUGUAGAUACAGCUAGAGCUGUUGCUAAUGACUAUGAUAAGGUUACUCAUCGUAUCUGUACCUUGCCUACACAUAUGACGCAGAUUCUGGACCCCAUCUUCCUAUCUUCCCGUCCCACGACCUAAUGCGACAGCACAAGUGGGGUAUGCAUGUAUAUCUGGAGGCGUAUUGCCUCGCCUUCACACAGCAGUAUUCUCCUAUUUUACAUCCUUAUCACAGAAAGAGACACCUUGUGACACCUCACAAGCUUUAAGACAUGGCUUCCUCUGUUCAAACCGUGCCUGCGCGCCGCGGAGCAGCCACCCUCGUCAAAGCCGGUCAGAAGAUAAAAAUUACAAACACUCAUGGCAACCAAGUCGUCGAUACCUGGGCAAUCGCGCUUCCUUCCUCCGUCCUCACGGCUGCAUCAUCAAAGGUUGAAGCACCCCUCUACCCAAACGCGACUUCCGACUCGCCCUUUAAGUAUUCUACUACUGCCAAUACCGCCGCCAGCGCACCCGAAUACAUGUCCAUGUGCCAUUGCCGGGCAAGUCUGCUGAAAGUGACGCCUGAAGUAGGAGAUGUCAUGGUUAGUCAGAAGAGGGCGCCGAUGGUUAAGAUGGUGGAAGAUACAAGUCCCGGCGUACAUGACACUUUGGUUGCAGCAUGUGAUAGAUGGCGGUACAGUGAGUUGGGCGUCAACGGUUACCACGAAUCUUGUACAGACAACUUCUGGGACGCUUUAGAAGAGCUGACCGCAUCACUGUCUCUAUCGACUGAACAAAAGGAGGCUCUAGAUGGCCUACAAACAAAGAUGGGGUGCAGGGUUCCAGAUCCGUUCAAUUUGUUCAUGAACAUUCCUGUCACACAGGAAGGAGAGGGCGCGAAGAGAGGCAUCAGUUUUGAAGAACCGAAAACGAAGCCCGGAGACUAUGUAGUCUUGGAAGCGCUCAGAGACGUGGUUGUCGUUAUGAGUGCAUGCCCGCAGGACGUUCUUACGAUCAACGGAAAGAAUCCUGUAGAUGCUCAUUACCAGGUUGUGGACUGAAGCAUCGACACCCACAGAAUUGGUUCAUUAAGCUACGGAUGUACUUUGAUGCAAUAUAACAAAGGUCUACCCGAGUUGAUUUCAGAUUCGACUACAACGAGUCUGGACCCGCCGAGUCUAAAAUGAUGAAAACGGGCGAUAUCAUACAUGCUCUUAUGAGAUCAAAUCUAGAUAGUCAAUGCGCCAUUCGCCCUACCAUAAUCUUUCUACUCGUGUCUACAUCCAGCCAUCGCCCCAGG